Molecule: messenger RNA, 2469 nt
Organism: Spodoptera littoralis (African cotton leafworm)
Lineage: Eukaryota; Metazoa; Arthropoda; Insecta; Lepidoptera; Noctuidae
Source: the annotation of a GenBank genome assembly
AUGGCUGCUGGCGGCGAGGAUCUGUGGCGCGAGUGCGCGUCCUGGCUGACGAGAUGUGGCUUGCUACGUCCCGACCAUAAGGCGAACUGGGAAACGAGUUCAAUCCAUGACCUGGCGUACACCCUGCGAGAUGGCGUACUGCUGUGCAACCUGCUCAAUGUGCUGCAUCCAGGCUGCAUUGACAUGAAGGAUGUGAACCAGCGGCCUCAGAUGGCACAGUUCCUGUGCAUGAGGAACAUCAAGGUGUUCCUGCGGACAUGUCACGAGGUGUUUGAGCUGCGGGAGACGGAUCUGUUCGACCCGUCCAUGUUGUUCGACCUGUCCAACUUCCAUCGUGUGCUGUGUACACUGGCCAAACUCAGCCAGUGUCCUAAGGCUCUGGCUAAGAAUAUCAAACCAUUCUCGGCGCUACGAACACAGUCGGAAGAGGACAUCUACAAAGAUCUGCAAUCUGUUAGCGCCAGUGCGACCAUGGCGCCUCCCCCCUACUCGAGCGUGAUAGAGGAGUGCCCCGGGCACCCGGCGGCGGCCGAGGUCCCCUGGGUGCAGUUCACGAUACCCUCUGCCACCUGCGAGGACCGCGUGGAGGAGAUUUACGAGGACCUCUGUUACGUCAAGUUUACAUCAGCGACGCCAGAGCUAGCGACAUCGUCACAUAGUUUAGAAAAGAGAGAUUACGUUAUAAGAGAGCUGGUGGACACUGAGAACAACUAUGUGGAUGUUCUCAGCAAAAUUAUCAAAUACUUCCUGAGGCCACUGAUGCCGUACCUCAAACCUCAGGAUAUGCAAGUCAUAUUCUUCGGGAUUAAGGAACUGCACGAGACACACACAGGUUUAUUAAGGCAGCUGAAGUUAGCAACAGAAGCGUGUGUGCCUGGCAACGGCGCGCCGCGACUGGCGGACGUGUUCCUUGCGUGGCGCGAACGAUUACUGCUCUAUGGAGACUAUUGCUCAAACCUCACCAACGCUCAGGAUACGCUCAAAAAUUUAGAUGCCAGAGAUUCUACCUUCAGUAAACAGUUGGCGAAAUGCCAGAAGGAACACAGCGACGGUCGGAUACAGCUGCGCGACAUCCUGUCGGUGCCGAUGCAGAGGGUGCUCAAAUAUCAUCUUCUGCUUGACAAACUGGUGCAUGAGACGCAGCCCAACCAUGAGGAGUUCCGCGGAUUGGAGAGGGCGAAGGAGGCGAUGGUAGACGUAGCGCAGUACAUCAACGAGGUCAAGAGGGAUAGUGAAGUACUCGCGCUACUUGCUAAAGUACAGGAGAGUAUAAUAGACUGGGAGGGCGGCGCCCUAGGCGCGGGGGGCGCAGGCUUGGCGGCGUACGGGCGCCUCCUGUUGGACGGCGAGCUCAAGGUAAAGGCCCACGAGGACCAGAAGGUGCGCUCGCGGUAUGUCUUCGUGUUCGACAAGCUCAUGUUGCUCUGCAAACCCGUCAAGCUCUUGUCGUCCCAGGACAACCAGUACUCGUACCGCGUGGGAGUGCGCCUCGCUGAGUAUCGAGUGGAGGAGGGCUGCGGCAGGCGCGCGCUGCGGGGGGACGCGCGCUGGGCCUCGCACUUCUACCUCGUCAGACGCACCAAAGACGCAACCUUCACGCUCUACGCACGCACUGAUGACGCCAAACGCAAAUGGGUUAAAGCUAUUAGGGAUGCUAUCGACAACUUGGAGCCUCCAGGCUGUCGGAGUACGAACCAUAAGUUUGUGUUACAUACAUUCGAGAAGCCUGCCACGUGCCACCAUUGUUCCAAGUUCCUCAAAGGAAGGAUAUUUCAGGGUUACCUGUGUACAGUGUGCAAUGCGUGUGCGCACAAGGAGUGCAUCGCUCUGUCGGGGCGCUGCGGAGGGGGACUGGCCCCCGCGCCCCCCCUGCCCCCGCACCAUCACGCGCCCGACCAGGCACUGCACUACUACAUGUGGUACGUGGGCGAGAUGGGGCGCGAGACGGCGACGGCGCGGCUGGAGCGGCGCGUGGACGGCACGUUCCUGCUGCGGGUGCGGCCGCACGCCGCGCACCUCGCGCACCUCGCGCCGCCGCACGCGCACGCUGACACCAACCUCGCGCUCUCGCUCAAGACAGAUAACACAGUGAAACACAUGCGCGUAUGUCGCAAGCCGAUAGACCAGGUCCAGCACUACUACCUGUCCGAGUCGAGGUUCUUCCGCAGCGUCGUAGAGCUUAUCACAUACUACGAGAAAACCAGUCUCUCUGAGAACUUUGAAGGCUUAAACUCAAAUCUCCGCUGGCCAUUCCGUCGCGUUGUAGCGACAGUGAUUCACGAUUUCCGUCCACUGGAGAGCUCCCAGCUAGCACUGCGGCCCGGGGCCAAGGUACUGGUGCUCAGCAAGGAGGGGGACAGUCGGGGCUGGUGGAAGGGGCGUACGCUUGAUAAGGGUGACAACCGCUCAGGCUACUUCCCGAAGGAGUGCGUGCGCGAGGAGCCGGAGUGUAUCGGCGCGCUCGACUGA